Molecule: messenger RNA, 3293 nt
Organism: Colletes gigas
Lineage: Eukaryota; Metazoa; Arthropoda; Insecta; Hymenoptera; Colletidae
Product: 40S ribosomal protein S28-like
Exons: 2
Coding region: 2818-3015 (65 amino acids)
Biological process (GO): ribosomal small subunit assembly; translation; maturation of SSU-rRNA
Cellular component (GO): cytosolic small ribosomal subunit; ribosome
Molecular function (GO): structural constituent of ribosome
Source: RefSeq, a predicted model, not a curated record
UAAUUUAUUCAACGACUGAUAAGACAAAAACCAAUUAUAAUUCCGCUGAUUCGUUUUCUUCGCAUUUGGAUCUCAUAUCGCUGUACAGCAAUUUAUCAAGAGUCGCGACACGGCCAAGUACAGAAUAAUCUUAACGUUAUAGCCGAUGAAUAUUGUUAUCCUUGGUUCGACUUUCUAAACUGAAGUUCUCCAUGGACAGAAAUGAUAUUUGUUAAAUAAUAGUCAUAUAAAUAUUUUUAUAUUCCCAAAUAUUACAUAGAAAUUCUACGUAUAAUUUUUUCAUCUAGGGUAAACGAUCUUCGUCGAUACGAUCGUCUUCUUCGAAGUUUAAGUUGUGUUUAAUUUAUCGUACCGAUAGGGAUGGGUUGAAACUGUAUUAAAAUUUAAAUUUCGAUACGCGCUUGUUAUAUUCGAGGCGAAUAGCUACGUAAAACAGCGACAGUACUUAUCGCAUACGUACUACUAAUUAAUGUAGGAAUUAACAACACGAAACCUUCAGAAUCGUACUCCUUUACUCGACUCGAGUCGUUCUCAAUUUUGUCAGAACUUUAGUCCGCUUUUAAUUUCCACCUUCGAGUCUAAAAAUCGAUCGAACACGGAUAGCUAGGGACUGUAGACAUUUUUACGACUAUUACGCAAAGUAGAACGAUUUUCGAAUCGUCGAAUGACGUACGCCGACGUAGCGUUUCCGUAAUUAAAAAGGUUUGUACCCAGUGAACAAUUCGCGCUUCGCGUGCAAAUGGUAAAUUAAGCUGUAAAAAACGUAAUCGAAGAAAUUAUAUCUUACGAAUCGUAGGAAGCGGGAUGAAAAAGAAGUUUCCAUAUUUUUAGACUCGCUAUAUAUAUAUAUAUAUAUAUGUAUUAUUAUUAUCGUUUGUACUUUUACUUAAUAUUCUUAACGUAAGUGAGCAGAUUGACAAAAUAUCUAGGCAGGAAACAACGAGACACUGCAUUAAUACGUGCGAACAUUUCGUUUCUUUUUCUAUCUUUUUUUGUUAUUAUUACUAUUUUAAUUGUUGUUGAACAACCGGUAGUAAACAUCGUAUCAUGAUCGAGUAAUCACUGUUGAAACUUGAACCGCGAGCUUGGAAAUCGUACGAUUUAUUUUCACUUUGUUACAAAUGCGUUUCAAUGAUGGUAACUUGGAAUGUCUGUGAUUUAGUAUCAGCAAACGAUCGUUUGGCGUACACGCAAAAGAAUUCUGUAAAAUGUACAUAGAGAGGUGUAAUGUAUAGGAAUCUACGAAAGCGGGAUAUAGAAACGGCGCAGUAAAAUCGUUUAGGUACAACGAAAGUGUAACAGUUGUGCUUUUUUGUACCAAACAAAAAAAAAAAAUAAGAAAAAAAACGAGAAAGUGUUCGUUGUUACGUUGAAACGCGUAGACAUGUAUAUAACUGUUUAGAUUUCGGCCCGCGUCUAGCACGUACCGAAAGUGAGAUUUACAAUGUACGGAAUCGAAUUAACAAUUUACUUCUACUGUAACAUAGCUGCUAUACUAACCUUAACGAUUGCGGAUGCAAAUCAUGAUACCGAGACGCAACGUGCACAGAGAGCCGAGAUCUAAACCCGCGUUACGGUCGUUUACAACUAGAUCACAAUUGUCAUUCGUUCGGGUGUUAGUUUUGCAGAGUCAGCCGAUCGUUCCUUAGUUUUCGCGCGAGUUUAACCUUUGUAAAUGCUGCGCUAUCGUGUUCGUAGCCAGGAGUUUAACCGACGUACGGAAAACCAGCAACGUGUCAGACUUUAUCAGCACACGUAUCCGCGCGCAUUGUGUUCAAAGCUCGCCAAGGGCUGAGACUGUACUAACGAACAAGCAAACUUUUAAUUACACGCGACUUACUUGCGGGCAGGACCUUCGAACAAAUAAUGUCACACCACGUAUGCAUAUAGAUGCGCAGCAUAGGAGAAUUGAUUCAUAAAAAUUUCCGCUUCUGGAAAACAUACACGUACACACACACAGAGAGAAAUACAUACACGAAAUCGUACCACAUACACGUCGUUAUACAAUGCAUAUUAUCCGACCAUGCAUCGCGUACAGUACAUGACAAUUUUUUCAAGUAUUGUAAUUUUAUAUGAACAAACGAGUAUACGUGUGCGAGGCUGUGCGCAUGUGUGUACGAACAUCGGAGAGUGUACAAAAGGAAAAGUGCAUGGAAAGGAAUAAAAGCAAUUACACACGCGAGACCGGGGGAAUGGAGAUCCUUGCGAUACAAAUUUUCGAGUACAUAAUGUUCCAUGUUCUAAGCAAGGAAUGUCACGUUUAUACUAAAGCACAAAUGAAUAAACCAUCUGUAUAAUGCGUACGACGAUCGGCGUCAUUCAAUUAGCAAUACAUUCACCUUUAAUAAAAACACGAUCGGUGUGCCAGACUCAGCGCGAUCAAUGGCUACGUUUGCAUUUGCAACGAAACGAUUUAAAUUUACAGCCAAAGAAUUCGUCAUACACACGUGGGAUUUCAACGGCCAAUCUAACGCCGGAGCGUCUAUUUUAAGCUCGCUUUUGCCAAUGCUGCCAAAGCAAAAGCUUCGUCGGCUUUUUAAUUUCUUUCGUACCGGGGAUUAGAAUUUUACAAAGCACGUUCACGCGUCGCGACACGCCGUGGAAACGUUUCUCGCGUUAUAUUCGUUUACGGUAUUAUUUACGUACGAUCGAACAUGCGUGUGACUUUCGGCGUUCUUUGAAACGUGAUUUCGAAUACUGUUUAAAAUAACGCAAGUUGGCAAGAAUUCCAGUGCGGUCCAUCGAAUCUGUGAAAAGCACAGUAAUCAGUUGGGUAAUCGUGCAACGGUAAUCGAGAGAUCGAGAGAAUCGUGAGAUAUGGAAAAGCCAAUAGUACGCGCAAGGGUGGUAAAGGUUCUCGGUAGGACUGGUUCUCAGGGGCAAUGUACGCAGGUCAAAGUGGAAUUUCUGAACGAACAAAACAGGCAGCUGAUUCGAAACGUGAAGGGUCCUGUGCGAGAAGGAGACAUUCUGACCCUGUUAGAAUCGGAAAGAGAAGCAAGGCGACUACGUUAAUUCAAACGGGAAACGACCGUUCUCCCUAAACGAACAAAAGACAAUUCGAACCUUUCCAGGUACACACGACCGUUAUACAGAUAUUGGAAGCAUUCGAUAAAGGUCCUACGAGCAAAAAUGACGAUCCUUACCCAGAAAUUGAAAGCAGCAUUUGUUUUUAUAUACACGUGUUUUUUAACGAAACAUAAACUCACAUAUAUGUCAAUGACGCCAACAGUUACGAUAACAUGUCUGGCCGCUACAUAAAUGUAAUUAAAAACUAUUUUCAAAUAAAACUU